UUGGUAAAGCCCGUUCGGCUGACCCUGCUAGCACGCGGAGUUAACCUUAGCCUGUUCUCUUAUGAGCCAGACGACCUGUCGUUAUGGUUCGGUGGUUUGAAAGAAACAUUAAAUGACAUUUACUGGAGUGGACGUUGUAUUAAUAUUCUUUUCUUUCUGUUACGCGUCGUGAAACUGAACGGAACACUAAGGGCGUCGUUGAGAGAAGUUUCAGACGGCUGCUGCCCUGGGUAGCGUUCAGUGUGUCCUUAGCCGCCAGCUGGGAACUGCGUCAGUGAUCGACAUGUUUGACUGCUGAAGUUUUGCACAUUCGAAAAAGACAGCAGCUUUACCAACAUUUCUAUCGAUAACUGUGUGGCUAUUUUGUUUUCAUUGUAGAAGAGUAUAGAUUGUAAGUUUGUCGACUUUGUAACACCCCCAGGCUGGAGUACUAGCUGUGCAAACAUCCACUGACUACCUAACAAGUGACUGUACCUCUUAGCCACCUCAUCAAUGUCCUCCACUCUAUGAAGAGCUCAGUGGGAAGCAGCAGCAUUGUCACCUGCUCAUCAAGAAAACAUAACGAGCAUGGCUCAGACUCAGAACUGCGCUGCUCAGAGCCCGUGUGGAACUUGCGUGAGCUUGGUUUAUCAGACCUGGGAGCACAGCAGCUGGAUGAGCUGGAGAGCCAUGUGUUACCACGCUUGAGUCCACAGGAAGUGCCACUUCCACUGGGUGGACAGACAGCUUGGAGGACCUCACAUAUUUCAACACACUCGUUUUUCUACAACAAGCAUGGAUUCUCAUGUGGUGCAAUGCCCAUGUUGGCCCCGUUUUUUCCCAGGCAGCCUUCACCUCUUCAGUCUGUCUGCACAGAGCUACAACACUGGCCAGUGUGGGUCCAGAACAGAGGUUUUAAAACUUUGAGGAGCAAAACCAGGCGACUGCAGUCAGCCGUCGACCGCCCCCUAGAAUCUGAAGGGUUCACACCAUCUUUUAUGAAGGGUUUUCUGACACGUGACAAGGGCAUUGAUGUUGAAAGUCUAGACAGCCUUUUGAAGAACAAGAACAUAGCUGAUGGACAGCAGGACGCUUUCAAAAGGGGGUUUGCUGAGGGUUUCCUGAAAGCGCAAGCCUUGACACAACGCACUCAAGACUCUCUCAGGAGGACUCGUCUCAUCCUGCUGGUGUUGCUUCUUGUCGGACUCUAUGGCAUCUCCAAGACCCCCUUCAUAUCGGUGCGGUUCCGAACCACAUCAGGCCUGGACUCAGCAGUGGACCCUGUUCAGAUGAAAAAUGUGACAUUUGAGCAUGUUAAAGGAGUAGAAGAAGCAAAGAAUGAGCUGCAGGAAGUGGUGGAAUUCCUGAAAAACCCACAGAAGUUCACAGCCUUGGGAGGAAAGCUGCCAAAAGGUGUUCUACUGGUUGGCCCUCCAGGAACUGGAAAGACUCUGCUGGCGAGAGCGGUAGCAGGAGAGGCAGAUGUGCCUUUCUAUUACGCCUCCGGCUCUGAGUUUGACGAGAUGUUUGUUGGUGUGGGAGCCAGCCGCAUCAGGAACCUUUUCAGGGAGGCUAAAGCCAAUGCUCCCUGUGUGAUCUUCAUUGAUGAACUGGACAGUGUGGGUGGGAAAAGGAUCGAGUCUCCCAUGCACCCAUACUCCAGACAGACUAUCAAUCAACUACUAGCUGAGAUGGAUGGGUUUAAACCAAAUGAAGGCGUGAUCAUCAUUGGAGCGACCAACUUCCCAGAGGCUUUGGAUAAUGCUCUGAUCCGCCCAGGACGUUUUGACAUGCAGGUGACUGUUCCCAAACCAGACGUGAAAGGACGCACAGAGAUCCUCAACUGGUAUUUAAAGAAGAUUAAAGUUGAUACAGCUAUCGAGGCCAAUGUUAUUGCUCGGGGCACAGUGGGCUUCUCUGGCGCUGACCUGGAAAAUCUGGUCAACCAGGCUGCCCUGAAGGCAGCAGUUGAUGGCAAAGACAUGGUCACAAUGAAGGAGCUGGAGUUUGCCAAAGACAAAAUCCUCAUGGGCCCUGAGAGAAGGAGUGCAGAAAUAGACAAGAGGAACAAGCUCAUCACAGCGUACCAUGAAUCAGGCCAUGCGAUUGUAGCUUACUACACCAAAGAUGCCAUGCCGAUCAACAAGGCUACUAUCAUGCCCAGGGGCCCCAGUCUGGGACACGUGUCCAUGCUCCCGGAGAAUGAUCGCUGGAGUGAGACUCGCUCUCAGCUACUGGCCCAGAUGGACGUCAGUAUGGGCGGCCGUGUGGCAGAGGAGAUCAUUUUUGGCCAUGAGAACAUCACAACCGGUGCAUCUAGCGACUUUGAUAGUGCCACAAAGAUUGCAAAGAUGAUGGUGACCAGAUUUGGAAUGUGUGAUAAGUUGGGUGUGAUGACCUACACUGAUAUGACAGCCCAGAGCCCGGAGACACAAGCAGCUGUGGAGCAUGAAGUCAGGGUGCUACUGAAGGAGUCUUAUGAGCGUGCCAAAGCCCUGCUGAAGUCUCAUGCCAAAGAGCACAAAAAUUUGGCAGAUGCUCUGCUCAUGUAUGAGACACUGGAUGCCAAAGAGAUCCAGCUGGUGCUGGAGGGCAAGACCCUAGAGACCAGAUGAAACCAUCAAGGGUAGCAACAUGGGUAGGGGUCAGAAUUUAAGAGCUCAGGGGACAUGAAAGAAAGGAUGGACUCAAAUCAUGUGCAGAGACUCAUGUAGGAUUAUGUCAUAUCUUCAUGCUGUCACCUUUGUGUAAUUUCAUCAGUAUUCCCAGACGAAGUAGUUCUGUUCUAAUAUGAAACAUAAACUUGACUUUAAAGACUUGGAGUUCAGAGGUUCAUUGUAUGACACAGACCUUAAAGGGUUAAAUGCCUAAUGUGGAUGAUGCUCAGGUCACUUUAUCAGUUGGUGGGAGAAAAUAAUGCAUGAAUGUAAUUAUGCACCUCAAACAUGAAAACAGCAUCCAGGUGUAUUUUUAAAGUUUGAAAAUUGGUCAAAUUCUUUCCAGCCAGCUCUGCAUAUUUUCAUGUUGAUGUCAGUGGGAAAUACUGGCAUUUAUCUUAAAGUCAAAGUAUCAAAUGCUGUGUAAUCAUGGCAACCAACUAAAUCUCGACUCCUGUUUGUCUUUUGUCUUCCAGUGUUUGUGCACAUAGCUGUUUUAGGUAGAACAUCUUGAAGAUCAGGGUGCUGAUUCUUUGGGAUGCUGGGGUGAUCAUGCACAUACAUACACUCUCCUGUAAUGCUGUACCCCUGUGCAUGUGUCUAUGUUACUUGUUUUUAGAGGUGGCCUUUGGGGAGAAUGUACUUUAAGUGUGAAUUUUUCCUUUGAAUUAGGAAGUGUAUAAACUUAAGCUAUACUGUAACAGCACUUUGACUAAAUGUACAAAUUGAAAAGUCACUUGUGCGCCCUUUGUGUAAUUUAUUUCAUUUAUGCUGCGUGUAUACAAGGAUCAAAAACUGCUGCUCACCCUCAAAAAGCAUGACAACUACAAGGUGUGGUAAUGUAGUGAUGUGGCAUUGGAUGGAAUCUGGAAGAUUUUAAAGUUGCAAAGCUUAAUUUCAGCGAUCUCAGUAAAAUUAGUUUUUCCUCAUAAUUGCAUAAUUGGAUUAAAGUCUCUUAAAAUUUAGAUUAUUCAGACAAACAACCAAGCCAGUACUGUCAGUUGUUGGCUGUUGCUGUCUCCUUUGCAGUUAUUUUCGUCAUGAAGCAGAAUGCCUGAUACCUUAUCUUUUCAACCCAUUUUGCACAAUGAAGGGGAAGAAAAAUGUCCGAGUUCAGUGCUUACAGCUACUGCUCUGUCUACUUGAAAAGUGACAUCAUUGAUUCUAAGUAUGACAUUUCUUCAGCACGGAUGUUGGGGGGAAACACAUACAGUUAUCACUGUGUUGAAAUAGUUGCAGCAGCAGUUUAUGUAAUCCCUAUUUUAGCAUUUUGGAUCUUGAUUUCAUUCAAGGUAUAGCUCUUGUCAAGAUAACCAUCAGUAUAUGUUAUACCUCAUGCUGGUGUUCUUUUCUGCACUUUUUCCUUCAAUUUGAUACCCUGUUUGUUCCGUUUAUUGGCUUAUCCGUGUUUAGCUGUAAAUAUGAUUGGGAAUGGGAACAUUGUAUAUAGAUGUAUAGUAAUGCUUUUAUGCUGUAAACACAUUAAAUGGCUCUCAGCUGUUGAUUGAAAAAUCUCUCAACAAUGCGAUGGCAAUGAUUAAUGAAUGUCUGUGAAGCUGAAAUAAAUAAAUAAAUAAAGCCGUAAUAUAAA
Scatophagus argus is the source of this 4227-nucleotide messenger RNA. It is a transcript of the gene yme1l1b, whose product is annotated as YME1-like 1b. Lineage: Eukaryota; Metazoa; Chordata; Actinopteri; Scatophagidae. Gene Ontology annotation, molecular function: ATP-dependent peptidase activity; ATP hydrolysis activity; metalloendopeptidase activity. Gene Ontology annotation, biological process: mitochondrion organization; protein quality control for misfolded or incompletely synthesized proteins. Gene Ontology annotation, cellular component: mitochondrial inner membrane. Bases 507 to 2594 code for a protein of 695 amino acids. The record is from RefSeq and is a predicted model, not a curated record. The transcript has 18 exons.